Molecule: messenger RNA, 7376 nt
Organism: Trematomus bernacchii (emerald rockcod)
Lineage: Eukaryota; Metazoa; Chordata; Actinopteri; Perciformes; Nototheniidae
Gene: pgbd5
Product: piggyBac transposable element derived 5
Exons: 7
Coding region: 250-1863 (537 amino acids)
Biological process (GO): non-replicative DNA transposition
Cellular component (GO): nucleus
Molecular function (GO): transposase activity
Source: RefSeq, a predicted model, not a curated record
GCAAGGAGGCGGAAAUAUUUCAGUACCCUUGAAGCGGACAGCGCUCCCGGGAUCCGCACGCUUUCUGAACACCGGGCUCCUCAUCCAAGCCCGGCGAGCAGGCAGGACCAUAUUCAUACCGGGGUUAGGGGACGGUGCAGCGGUCACGGUAAAGCUCUUGCAACAUCGUGACAGUUGCAUGCUGCUGUAGUGGAAGGGUGAGAGAAAGGGAGGAAGAGAGAGAGAAGGGGAGCAUCAAUACAGAGAGAGAUGGCGGAGUGCGGGCGGAAGGCGCUGUCUCUCCUGGAAGCGGCCCGCUCCCGGUACGAGAGCCUGCAGAUAUCCGACGAUGUGUUCGGGGAGUCCGGGGAUGACAGCAGCGACAAUCCCUUCUACAGCACCUCCGGGGACUCCGACUCCGACAACUACAUAGCCGAGGUGGGUGAGGAGGACCAGCAGCAGCCGCAACACCACCACCACCACCACCACCAGAAACGGGGCGAUAAGGAGGGCAGUGGACACCGUGGGGGGUCCGGAGGGGGCGGCGGUCCCCCGGGCGCCCUGUCCCGUAGUCAGGCGGAGGAGGAAGGCUGGACGGAGACUCUGCAGGAUGUCACGGUGCCGCCUUUCAAAGAGACAUAUGGCCCUGCUCAGAAGAUGACGUCCAGCGCCACAGCCCUGGACUUCUUCCAGCUCUUCGUCCCAGAUAACUGCAUCCAGAACAUGGUCACCCAGACCAACAUGUAUGCCAAGAAGUUCCAGGAGCGCUUCGGCUCAGACGAGGGCUGGCGUCCCGUCACAACCCAGGAGAUGAAGGCCUUCCUGGGCUUCGUCACCUCCACCAGUGUGCAGCGCUGCGAGUCCGUGCUCAGCAUCUGGAGCUCGGGCUUCUUCAGCAACCAGAGCAUCGCCCUGAAGAUGAGCCAGGCGCGCUUUGAGAAGAUCCUCAAGUAUUUCCACAUUGUGGCUUUCCGGCCGUCACAGGGGAGCAACCAGGGCCUGUACAAGAUCCAGCCCUUCCUGGACUCGCUGCAGCAGUCCUUCAGCUGCACCUUCAGACCCUCACAGACACAGGUACUUCAUGAGCCGUUGAUAGACGAGGACCCGGUGUUCAUCACCACCUGUACGGAAAGAGAGCUGAGGAAGAGGAAGAAGAGGAAGUUCAGCCUCUGGGUUCGACAGUGUACCUCCACCGGAUUCAUCUGUCAGAUCUCAGUGCAUCUGAAGGAAGCCACAGACUGUCUGGCCACCUUGAAGAAUAAGCCUCAGCUCCACAGCCUGGUGGCCAAGCAGCUCUGCCAGAACAUCUCUGGCAAGAACACCAUUAUUUUCACAGGGCCGUCCAUCACCAGCCUCGGACUCUUCACCGAAUUCAGCAAACAAGAUAUCUACUGCUGUGGCCUGCUGAGCACCAGGAAGAGUGACUGCACAGGUCUACCACAGAACAUGUUGGUGUGCAGCUCCACGCCAGCGCAGCGCGGCCAAUCACGAACCAUGAUGAAGGGCAGCAUGUCGCUGAUCAGCUGGUACAACAAGGGACACUUCAGGUUCCUCACCAACGCUUAUCCCCCAACAAAACAAGGUAUCAUCAUUAAGAGGAAAAGUGGGGAGAUCACUUGUCCCCUGGCUGUUGAGGCCUUUGCGGCGCACCUCAGCUACAUCUGCAAAUAUGACGACAAGUACAGCAAGUACUUUAUCUUUCAUAAGCCUAACAAGACCUGGCAGCAGGUGUUCUGGUUGAGCAUCAGCAUCGCCAUCAACAACGCGUACAUCCUCUACAAGAUGUCCGAUGCCUACACGGUUAAACGCUACAGCCGAGCGCAGUUUGGAGAGAGACUGGUCAGGGAGCUGCUGGAUUUAGACGACUGCUCUCCCACACAGUGAGGAGGAGGACGGCAGCAACAGAAACACACACACACAAACACACACUUACACUUCAUAACAGUUGUACAGACUCUGCAGUCUGUGUUUAUGUGAUAAUACUGAAGCAGUGCCAAGUCUACGUCUCUCUUCUGCUAGUUGUUUUCGGUGGUACUGUAAAUAUUCAUUAACACACAGCUGCACUGUACACAGAAUAAUGAGCCAUGGGACAUUACACAUGCCUCAACUGCAACUUUUAACCACACAAAUGUACUAAGGAUGUGUCACCAGGAGCUAUUUCACAAGCAGAGAUGCAGACGGGAACAAUGAAGGAGCAAUUCAACCUUAAAUGAUGUCAGCUUCCAGUUUUUACUCUUAUCAAAGAGUGAAGGCUCAAACAUGAACUUGUCAGGCUAAAAGGCUGCAUGUAUCUCAAUGUAAACUCUGCAAAAAAACACCUGUGAUCGUGAAACAAGAGCUUAGUAAACCAGGACUAUAGUGUGUUCACACGCUGCAUGCAUAAAGAAUCUGGAUUGUGAUGUUUUCUUGUUUGGUGUGAAAAUGAUUUCUGCUGGAGGUGGGUUGGAUUUUUUUUUUUGGUUGUGUGUGUGUGUGUGUAUGUAUUUAGCAAGUGGAACUGCCAUUUGUGUGCUCGACGUUGAGCCUGAGGAUGUAAAUGUACGGCUAUUGUGACCCAGAUGUAUCGUGUUGCUGCAUACUGUACUCGCUAGAGGAAGACUGUCAGGUGACGUAAAGCCACACACAGCAGUGUAAAUACCCUCCUGCUUAAAACAAGUUUUUAAAAAUAGAUUUUAUUUGCAUAUAUUUUAAAGAACUUGGAUACAAUUUUGCAUAUAUAUGUAUGAUGUUCAAUAUCUUCGACUGAAGAACAAAAACAUUCUUAGGUUUUAUUUAUUAAGAGUUUAACACUUAAACUCUCAACUAGUCUGUUGUUCCUGUGGACUUAUCAGAUUGGACUGACAACAUAAAGUAAUAUUGAUAAAUCCUGAUGGAUGCUCUAAAAUACGUGACUCCACCUACUUCAAACCAGUGAGAAGAGCACGAAUACAAAUAUCAAACUUCUCUUGUAAAAAGAACGUGUUCCAACUGCCACACCUGCAAUCUACUUCUGAAUCAACACUUUCUAAGACAGACAAACUCUAAUUGGUCUGUUUAAUUACUCAAGUAGUUAACUGUGCUUUGCAUGGUACAACAAGCUCAAAAUCGCCUUGAUUUGAUGUUAUAUAAGCCAGUGUUGCUAAGCAACAAGUACAAUCUUGCCGAAUGGGCAGAGCUUUGGACAAAAUUGGUUGGCAAGAUUUGUGUACAGGAAGAAAAAACCCAAACCCAAAUAGCUGGUGGUUUACAAGCUGUCCCAAAAAAAAAACAAAUCUUAAUGUAAAUAGAAGACUAUGUGUGCCCUAAUCUCAUCAGGAAGUCCAGAAAGUAACACAUGAAUUUAGAACUGGAUCGAUGUUAUUUAUCAUAACAAUUGCAAGAAAAAAAUCGAAAUCUUGUUUAUUAUUCAUGAAUUAUCUUAUGUCUCUAUUCAGAAGUGGAAGCAAGGAAACAUUUAUUUCUUCAAGCAGCCCAUUUCUUGCCAAGUCACAGAUUUACACCUGCCAGCCCGCGUCCAGCCAAUGGAAGUGUGAGUGGAGAGGCGAGCGUUUAUUAUCUGAUUAAAUUGCACUUACUGUCUUCGGACCAUAUACCACACUGCUGUCUGUAGCUUUAAUGAGUUAUCCGCAGUCCACUGUGCUUUAUUCAACGUGUCAUGCAGUACACAUGUUAUUGCAGUGCUGGCAUCGCGCUGUGAAGAUUUUAGCUGAAGGGUUUUGAUGUGUGCUUGCUUAAUCAGCAUGGUUCGAUGUGUGAAUAGAUAUAACAGUGAGAUGAUGGUGGCAGGCUCAUGCACUUUCCAAUCACAGUCGUGCACUUUGAGGAGAGUUGUAUAGCAACAUGUUUACUAGAUAAUCCUUUUACUUUUGAACCCUGUGGUAGUAUCCACCGCUCUAAAAAAUGGAUUGAUAAGUUCUGUAAAUAUACAUAGAUAAAUGGAGUAUAUAAAAAAAAAAUGAGGUAAGACUGAAAAUUAAUGACUAUAACCAAAACAGAAACGUUUCCACUUUAGAUCUAGAGUACAAGGUGAAGUAUGUAUGUGUAUAUUUUGUUUACAAAUUAUUGCACUGAGUGUUUGUCCAUUAUCACUCUGUCACUGAGACUCAAGAUUGUGAUUUUUUUAACUUUUUCACUAAUCCAAAGCAUUGUUGUUGUCAUUGUUGCUCUUGUGUCUUAUCACUGUUCACCUAACACUAACACUGUCACCCCCCCCCGUCCUGUCCUGUGUUUGUCAACUGUGGUUUUAUGACGUGAUAUUAUCAACGUCCACAAAUUACACAGAUGUUUAGUAUAAAAUUGAUGAGAUCGUAUUAUCGAAAUUAAGAACAGGUGUUUCUGCAAUUUUAGAAACACCUCUUGUCUGUGAGACUGCAAAUGUCCUUUGUUUGUGAAUAAAGGAAAAAUCCACACUGCUGAAAAAAUCUUAAAUUCAGUUUAAAAGAGUAACUUAAUACCUUGGUGAAUAUUAGUAGAAUUAGAUGGCUCUCUUCCGCAAAACAACUCUUUAAUGGUAUUUUUCAUAUUCCCAAUAACAAACGUGAUGUUUCGCAAAGAAUUUGUCAAAAGUAACUUCAGUGAUAUUAAAUAUAAGAAUUGUUUUGACUUAUUUAAUAUCAAUAAUCACUAAGAUCUAAAAUCCAUUAAAUAAAGAGCAGAGGAACUCAUUUCUCCAUCGAGACUAACCUGAAGAGGCCUUGUUGCGAUUUGUGUUCUGAGUGAGAUGCAUAGGUGCCAUAACUGAAGACGAGACAAGUUGAGAAUGAUAAAAUGAAGCUCCUCAAAGCAAAUAAACCUGAACUGCGUCCCAAAAUGGUGAGGCACAUAUAACUUUCAACAGUAUCCUAGGGUGAUUUUUUCCUUCAGAGUGUGUCAAAAGUGUUUCAAAAUUGGACAUAAGCAGGUGUCACAUACACACCCUAUGAAUGCCAGGAUUUUAGUCCUUAUAUCGCUCGGCUCAGACCACAAAUGAGAAGAGAUCGUGCACCAGGGAUUUUGCAAGGCCAUGGUUACUUUGCAACAAAUUAUAUAUGAGUGUGAGAGGGUAGUAUUGAAGUUUUUCUGCCAAUAUGGAAACAUCGUUAUCACCCCAACUGCAGACCGAGGUGAGCAGCUUUAUGUUGCCUCCCUUUUGAUCCCCUAUCAUAAAAGAAAGGCCGAGGAUCCUCCUCUGUGAUGCUUUAGCUAAUUUAGCUCAAAAAAGGGUUGCGUUUUAGCAGAAAUAGAUAAUAAAAAAACAUGGCUUCAUUUUAAAUCCUCAGGUUGAACUCUGAAGUUAUUAUUCUCUGCAGCUGGCUCUAUUGAUCAGUCUUGAAUCAGAUAUUUCUGUAGUGCCUUUUCUGCUCAUUGUUCCCUCAUUGCAGUGUUGUAUUAAAUUAUGUUAAUUUAAAUUAUAAGAAGAGAUUUGAUUUUUAAAACAUGUAAUAUGGUUAAAUCCUGUCCUGCAUGGUGUACAAAAUAGAAACUAGAGAGAAAAAACACCUUCACAGUAGAGUUUUGAACAUGUGUUAUGGAGCCCUAUGCCCUUGUACUAGUUGUAAAGUUUCCCUUCAAGUGAUAUUUCACAUUUCCACAUAAACAGUGCCACUGGAGUCAACACUGCAUCCUUUGUUAUGAGCUUUGAAUGUAUCUCACAGACAUAAAUCAUUUUUAAAUACCUUGUCUUUGUUCGAUGGAUAAAUGUACCUCCCCAUAAAAAGCGAAAUCAUUGACAGCAGAUUUUUUUGCGUUAACCAUAGAGUGCAAUUUAAUAGAACAGGUGUUGAGCCCCCCUACAGUCAGAACAUCAAAUCGACAAAUAUGGCCUUGAAACAAAUUAUAACCAACAAUUCAAAAGCUCACUUUGAUAUGUCUUGCUACAACAGUGUGGACCUUUUCUCUCCAUUGUCUACCUUUUCACAAAUAGCAGAGGUGUCUGAUCUCUCAUAGCAACUGCUAUAACAGAAAUAUUAGUUUUGUCCGACCAAUGACGGUCCCUAAAUCAAGAAGAUUAAAUAAACCACCCUCAUUGUCAGUUGAUCUGUGGUAAAGAAAUGCAGUGUUGUAUAAGAUGUAUGCGGUUCUGUGUGUUUAAGUGUGAAUCCUCUGUACAGUCUGUCUGUGUUUAUAUCCCGUGAGUGAGACAGUUGUCAUAAGAGUGUGUAAAGAUAUUUAAUUAGUAAUUAACUGUACAAUUUUAAUGGCUGACCUCAGGGCUUCAUAACUAACUGCUGUACAAAAAUAGUAAUAACACACAUUAAUGUACUACUAUAGCCUUAUCAGGUGCUUUCAAACCAUUGUACGAGUAAUAGUAGAGUUAGAUAUGUUGUUGUUUGGAGAUCAGCAACCAAAGGUUAACACCAGGGUCAUAUAACUUACAGUUUUUCCAAUAACAUUUCAGAAAUAUUAAUGUUACCAGGCACCAAAAGCAAACUUUACCUGUACAUAUGAUUGUAGUUUGUAACGUUUGCUGCAGGAUGUUCAGUACUGAGGGCUGAAGUGUUAUCUAGUUUCAGAGAAGCGCCCAAAGUAUGUUUGUAUGUGCAUGUAUUGUUAACGUGAGUGGAAUCAUUUGUGUAAGAUAAGUGGUGUAUGCUGGACCAAAUAACUUGUGUGUGCGGUGAUGAGAUGUACAAGGUUGUAGUGUAAAUGUGUGUUUAUUAAAACUCGCCAUAUGUUGGUUCUCCAUUAAAGCGGAAAAGCAUAUUACUCCAGAGCAAACAUUCACCAUAGCCUUCAAUUCUGCUUUCAAUUCUCCAAUAGGGAGUGUAUGUAAGACUUGAUUUGGAUAAACACUAUGCAUAUGCAAAACAAACUUUUAUCAGUUGAUUUUUUUUACUUUACAUAGGCUAUAAUACAACUUUCAAGAGACUUCAAAAUAAGAUACACAUAUGGGAAAGGAACACAAUUCCCUCACCUUUCUGACCAACAAGUUUCACAUUGUCCCUAAUUGGACAAAACUAUCCCUGUGUACUCAUAAGAUACAAAAUGACUACCCAAAAAAAAAAAAACAGGUUUGCUGGUGCUGUCUGUUGUUGAAAUGUGCUGGUACUAUAAAAACUGCUUGUUGGUUAACCUGCAGAGAUUGUGAAAAGCCUGUCUGAUGUUUUCCAAGCCUCUGAUGGUAGUGAUAUUUCGCCUCCAGCGCCAAACUAAACCUGUCAGUUAACUCACAAGGAUGACUUGCAACACUGAGUAUUUGGUGCUAGGUAAUUAUGGGCCUUUAGGACAUUUCUCACCUUGUUUGACCGACAAACUGAACUAUAAAGGAAUGACUCUGCUGUGCACAGCUCCCUCGCUGUGUUUGUUGUUGUUGUGAUGUGUGUGAGUACAUUCUCUGCUCCCCUGUGAGUGUCUUUCAUUUGGUUUGAAAAAGCUGUCACGGCUACAACAUGAGCUAUAUGUGGCUAAAGAAUAAAAUAAACAUUGUGUGUCAAACUUGA